Purpureocillium lilacinum is the source of this 4902-nucleotide messenger RNA. RefSeq lists its product as uncharacterized. Gene Ontology annotation, cellular component: endoplasmic reticulum membrane. The record is from RefSeq and is a predicted model, not a curated record. Gene Ontology annotation, molecular function: zinc ion binding. Lineage: Eukaryota; Fungi; Ascomycota; Sordariomycetes; Hypocreales; Ophiocordycipitaceae.
AUGGACCGUUCCGAGCCGCGCCCGAGCCGGCCCUCCGCCCACCUCCAAGCCCAACCGCACGAUGCCGCGCCCGCCAUCUGCCGAAUAUGUCGAGGCGAGGGCACCACCGCCGAACCUCUCUUCUACCCCUGCAAAUGCAGCGGGAGCAUCAAGUUCGUCCAUCAGGACUGCUUGAUGGAGUGGCUGUCGCAUUCACAAAAGAAAUACUGCGAACUCUGCAAGACGUCGUUCCGCUUCACCAAGCUCUACGCCCCCGACAUGCCAAAGUCGCUUCCCGUCCACGUCUUCCUUGAGCACAUGGCGAGAUAUCUGCUGCGGAACAUGCUCGUCUGGCUGCGCGCCUUCGUCUCCAUCAGCGUCUGGGUCUGCUGGCUGCCCUGGUUCAUGCGCGCCGUCUGGUCCUUCAUGUUCUGGAUCAGCGACGAGGGGCUCGGCGGCAGCUCCCUGCUUUCGAGGGCCAACACCGCUGUCGACACUUCUUCGUGGCUGUCGGCCGCCCUGGCCGACAUUGGCACCACGCCGACCACCCCGCUCCUCCCACAAACCACCACGUCCGCCGCCGAGGCCGCCAUCAUUCUCCAGGGCCUCGGCAGCGAGGACAUGUCCGAGUACCUCGUUCGCAUCCUUCUCGGCUCCUGGGGCAUGCCCGUCAAGUUCGGUCGGUCCGCCGUCGACGGGACCUUGGCCACAAACAGCUCCGCCCCCAGACCGUCUAAUGGCACCGCGCCGUCGUCUUCGUCACUCCUCGGGGAUGUCGGCUUUCUCAAGCAACUCACGCCCAGCCCGAUGCUCAACCGAACCAUUGUGAGCGUCCUCGAGGGGCAGAUCAUCACUGUCCUUGUCAUCGUCUGCUUCAUACUCGUCAUCCUCGUCAGAGACUACGUCGUGCAACAGCAGCCAGAAAUCAACCUGCGCGCCGCCUUCGACGACCCGGAGGGCGAGGACUUGGUGGAGGAACCCGUCGAACAGGAGAUCGGUGUGCGCGUGCUCAGAGAGGCGGGCGAGUCUGAAUCCGAGGGAGAAGCACCUGAAGACGACGCCGCCACCUACGAGGAAACAAGGGUUGUUGAGGAGCCCGAAGCUGGGCCUGCGCCAGCGCUGACAGAAACCGGAACACCUGCUGCCGAGCAAGAUCCAGAGAUUGCCUCCCAAGAGGCGGCGCAUCUGGGAGAUGAGCCUAGUGACAGACUUGUCAAUCGCGCGGCAUCCUCCGACGACGAUUCCGAUGAUCCUUCUAGUGUGAUCGAUUAUCUCCGCAUCUACCGUCGGGCGAGCGGCGACUCGGAGAGGAUCCUCCAGAUCGUCGAGGAGGAAGGCCUGGAGGACAAGCUCAGUUACUGGGUUGAUGUUACCCGCCGCUCCAUCACAAAGCGUGAGGACAUUGCUCGCGAAUUCUCCAUCAUCUUGAACCGGGAAGCCGGGCAUCGCACCAGGCCGGAUGCCGCCCAUCCCUCGGACCCAGGCAGCGACCCGAUAUCCUUCGAGGCGGACCGCCCAAGAGACGAGCCCAAAGGCAAAGAGAAGGCGUGGGAGCCCGUUUCCCCCAGCUCUACCCCAGGACCGCAGCCUGGGUCGGCAUCGAGACCUCGGGCAAUAUCAGAUGGCCCUCAGCUUCACUCCACGGUGAAUCCUCUGGGAAGCAACAAUUGGACGUUCGAAGGGUUGCCGUCCGACGACAGCGCCGAACUCGACGAGCCGAAAUUGCCAAGCCCACCUACUGAGAGAAGUUCGACGCCUUUGCUUGGAAACGGCGCGGCUACUGUUCCAUUCCACGGUGACUUAGUCGCUGACGAACACGAAUCACAUCACCACCACGAGCCCUCAGACGAAGAUGAUGAACUAGUUCAGCACUGGGAACCAGCGCAACCGGCCGACGAUAUUCCCGCUCAACCCGAGAGACAACACGUUGGGCUGGGAGACAGGGUCGCAAACUUCAUGUGGGGGAAUCUCGAUGACCAGCACAAUGCUCAGGAGGCAGACGACCACGCCGACGACGACGGCUGGGUCGACGUUCCUGUAGACGAGGACCAGGACGACAACGUCGAUGCCGAUGCCGACGUUGGAGAGGUGGACGGCGCCGCUCCUGGCGGUGGUCUAGACCCCGAGGCCAUCGAAGACAUGGAAGACUUUGAGGGCGUCAUGGAGCUCAUCGGCAUGCGUGGCCCCAUCGCCGGCCUCUUCCAGAACGCCAUCUUCUGCGCCGUCCUCGUGUCCGUCACCAUAUUUGCCUGCAUAUUCAUCCCGUACAACAUCGGACGGCUGUCUGUGUGGGUCGUGGCGAAUCCGAUACAGUUGCUGCGCAUGCUCCUUGAGUUCUCCAAGGUGGUGCAGGACGCCAGUGUCAUGGUCGGCGGCCUGGGCUCCUGGUGUGCGCUCAACUUUGUGGACAUGUUUACUGGCAUCGUUGGCGGCGCCGUCGGGGCAAAUAUAGUGAGCGCGCGAAAGGCCUCCUGGGGCCUCUGGACCGCCGCGGGCAAGAGAGUCAUGGAAUACGCCUUGCUGGAGUUUCCCAUGUCGGCCACCGAGAUGCAAAACUUCUCGGCCAUCAGCCAUGAGGCCUUGAACUCUGUCAAGGCCAGCAUCGUUUCCGCCUUUGGCAGUGUCAACGCCCUCACCUCGGCUUGCGCGAGCCUGACUGACGGCAAGUUCAUGGCUGCGACGGCGGCUGCUGCGAGCUCGGCGGCGGCUAGCGCCAGAGCCGUCGCCGCGAUACUCGUCGACCCCAGCUCGUGGGUCAUUGAUCUGAGUGGAAGUGAGGUGCGCCCUCCUGUCGACCCUGCUCUGGCGCACUGGUCUGGGUUGGACCGCUUCUGGGCCAUCCUGGCAGGAUACGUCGCCAUCUUUGCCGUCGGGGCCAUGUACUUGAAGAGAGGCACGCCAUUCUCUCGCGGCAACAUGCUGCAGGCUUGGGAGGCAGGCGUGAUCGAUACGCUACACCAGGCCAGCGGCAUCAUGAAGGUCAUUCUCAUCAUCAGCAUCGAGAUGCUUGUGUUUCCCCUCUACUGCGGUCUCCUGCUCGACAUUGCCUUGCUGCCGCUCUUUGAAGACACGACGGUUCGGUCGCGGGUUCUCUUCACGUACAACUACCCUCUGACGUCCGUCUUCGUGCACUGGUUCGUUGGCACCGGAUACAUGUUUCACUUUGCGCUAUUUGUAUCCAUGUGCCGCAAGAUAAUGCGACCAGGCGUGUUAUACUUCAUCAGAGACCCCGAUGACCCCGAAUUCCACCCGGUACGCGACGUGCUCGAGCGCAACCUCGCCACGCAGCUUAGGAAGAUUCUCUUUUCGGCGUUUGUGUACGGUGCGCUUGUCAUCGUUUGCCUCGGCGGAGUGGUCUGGGGGCUGUCGUACUCGGCACCCGGCGUCCUGCCCAUCCACUACUCGUCCAACGAGCCCGUUCUCGAGUUUCCCGUCGACCUCUUGUUUUACAACUUCCUCAUGCCCCUGGCGGUCAAGGUGUUCAAGCCGGGCGAUGGCCUACACAUCAUGUACACGUGGUGGUUCCGCAAGUGUGCACGCGGCUUACGUCUGACCUACUUCCUCUUUGGCGAACGGCGAAUCGACGAAGAGGGCGAUCUGCAGCUGCCCGCCGAUUCACCAGACGCCAAAUCUCGGUAUAAGUCGCUGCUGCUCGAGCUAGACGAACACAAUCGCGUCAUCCCGAAAACGUGGCGUGACACCUUUGAGGGUGGUCGCGCGAGGCCAAACACCGCCAUAUCAAGCCGCGAGGAGCGCAUCAUGAGACGCAGGAAGCUCCACCUCGUCACGUCAGGCCAGCUUGUCAAGAGCGGUCGUUUUGUCCGAGCGCCGGCGUCAGAUAGAGUCAAGAUCCCGAAGGGCAAGAAAGUGUUCUUGACAGUGUCGGAGACUGGGCGCCGCCGCGACGGGAACGCCGACGACGACAUCUACUCAUCCAACCAAUACCAGAUGGUCUACGUGCCUCCCAACUUCCGGACACGCGUCUUCCUCUUCAUCCUAUUUAUCUGGCUCUUCGCCGCGGUCACGGGCGUGGGCAUCACGGUCCUCCCGCUCAUGUUUGGGAGAGCAAUGUUCAAGACGCUCAUUCCAGAAGGCAUCCGAACGAACGACGUUUACGCCUUCAGCAUCGGCAUCUACGUCCUUGGCAACGCGGCCUACGGCAUUUUCCGCGCCCGCACCGUUGGUACCAAGGCCCGCAAAUGGGCUCACGAUGUUUGGGCCGAGCUGGUGGGACAUGACGCUGCUAGGCGCAUAUUCUCGAGCCUCGUACGUGCCGCGAAGCUUUUUUAUGCGCACUUCUUCCUCUUAAUUGCGUUUCCCCUCCUCUUCUCGACGCUCAUGGAGUUGUACGUGUCCAUCCCGCUGCACACGUACAUGAACCCUCCAGCGGGCUCGGCAGGCAAAGCGAGCGCAGGCGCCGACCGCCAUACGGUCCGCAUCAUCCAGGCCUGGACACUGGGCGUCUUGUACCUGAAUCUCGGGACGAGGAUGCUCACCUCCGUCUUCCCCAAUAGCCGUGCAGCCAUGGCCGUGCGAAGCGUUCUGCGCCGAGGAUGGCUGCGACCCGACAUUGCACUUUUGACGAGGGCGUUCGUUGUUCCGGGCAUAGCCAUCGCUUUGGCGGCCAUACUUGGUCCUCCGCUCAUGGCGAGCCUCCUCAUCAAGGCAAACGUCCUGAGCAACAAGACGGGGGCAGACGGAGCAGGGGCGGCCCUGGUGUACCGAUACUCGUAUCCCGCAGCGGCGCUGGCUGCUCUUGCGGUUAGGCACGCCGUGGGCAUGGCGGGAGUGUUCAAGGGCUGGAAGGUUGGGAUCCGCGACGAGGCAUACUUGAUCGGCGAGCGGCUGCACAACUUUGGCGCCGCGACCGCGGGGGCUCGGAAAGGCAAGAAAGCAUGGGCGAACGGGCGUCCGCGACUGUGA